AUGCUCCAGGAGAAAAGCUUGUCAGACGUGGAGGAUGGGUUUGCAGUGCCUCAAGGCCCUGGCCAGGCUGAAACCACAGGAGGAUCUCCAGUUGUUGGUGUUGCAGGAGUCAGCAGUACACCCCUGAACAGUCCCCAGGUCUCGGAUGCAGAGCAGACCAUCGAGAACAUCAAGGUGUAUUUGCAUGAAAAAGAGCUAUGGAAGAAGUUUCACGAAGCUGGGACUGAGAUGAUCAUAACUAAAGCCGGGAGGAGGAUGUUUCCAAGCUACAAAGUGAAAGUGACAGGGAUGAAUCCCAAGACUAAGUACAUCUUGUUGAUUGAUAUCGUCCCGGCAGACGAUCAUCGAUACAAAUUCUGCGACAACAAGUGGAUGGUGGCUGGCAAAGCGGAACCUGCCAUGCCUGGACGGUUGUACGUUCACCCCGACUCCCCGGCUACUGGAACUCAUUGGAUGCGACAGCUGGUGUCUUUUCAGAAGCUAAAACUCACGAACAACCACCUGGAUCCCUUUGGACAUAUCAUUCUUAAUUCCAUGCACAAAUACCAGCCCAGGUUGCACAUCGUGAAAGCGGACGAGAACAACGCAUUUGGCUCGAAGAACACCGCUUUCUGCACUCACGUGUUCCCAGAAACAUCCUUUAUAUCUGUGACAUCCUACCAGAACCACAAGAUAACCCAGCUGAAGAUAGAGAAUAACCCGUUUGCCAAAGGCUUUCGAGGAAGCGAUGACACUGACCUCCGCGUGGCAAGAUUACAAAG
Molecule: messenger RNA, 761 nt
Organism: Python bivittatus (Burmese python)
Lineage: Eukaryota; Metazoa; Chordata; Lepidosauria; Squamata; Pythonidae
Source: RefSeq, a predicted model, not a curated record